GAGCUUUAGAUGGCCCAAACAACUGAUGGUCAAACUCCUUCCCCCAACAGCGCAAAGAGCACACUCGAGCAAAGGCGCGCCAGGAGAGAGCAGUUCAGAAACUUCUACGGUCUCAAAAGUGAUGCCGCCGCCAAGAUUGAAGGCGUCAACGAUAGUAAGCUGGUCGACAUUGAUUCUCCCACAUUUAAGCCUGCUGCCUACUACGAAGAUCUGAUAGCCAAAUCCACAUUGAGUGGCUUGAUGAGGACAACUGCGUCUCUUUCGUCAGAUAUUGGUAGACUGCAAGGUACAAGACACUCAUUAGUAUACAACCACCAUCAUCAACUCUUCGCUGCAGGAGAUACUAUCUCACAACUCAAUGCUCGUACCCCUCAGCUACUGUCUGUUGUCACAAACCUCCAGCAAUCUUUUUCAUCCAUUUCUCAACUUGUAGACUCCAUUAAUAUACCAAGGAUUGAAGAACAGAUCGUUGUCGACCCGGAAGAAGCGACUACCAUUUCAAGACGUAAAACACAGAGACAAUUGGAGAGAUUACGACUCAUGGUACAAGCCAAUGAAUCUUCAGACAGGAUAAAUGAAUUCUACAAAAUACAUUACGAGGCUCUGCACAGUCUAGCGACCGAAGACGACUUGGCCAAGAAACAUUUGGAAGACUGUGAAGCUGCAAUCCAAUUGACAAGCAGAAUUGUUCCUGCUUAAGCGUGAUCAACUGCGAUUGGUAUCCAACUGUAAUAAGCUAGCCCAUGUUAGAAGGCUUCAGUCGCUGUCAAGUGUUGAAGAGUUAAGAAUAUAUGUAGAGUUUUGAUAAAUGUUCAUGUUGUGUCGAGCAAGCCACAAAUAUAGCAAACAAAUGUAUGUAACACCAUUAACCUCUAUGACGGAUGGAUCUUUAAUAGCCGCAACUAUUUUAGUCGUGGUGAUAAUAAUCUUU
Messenger RNA from Cryptococcus deneoformans JEC21, 931 nucleotides. RefSeq lists its product as hypothetical. NCBI's taxonomy places the organism in Eukaryota, Fungi, Basidiomycota, Tremellomycetes, Tremellales, Cryptococcaceae. Bases 10 to 699 code for a protein of 229 amino acids. The record is from RefSeq and is a predicted model, not a curated record. Gene Ontology annotation, cellular component: EARP complex; GARP complex; membrane. The transcript has 6 exons. Gene Ontology annotation, biological process: retrograde transport, endosome to Golgi; endocytic recycling; Golgi vesicle transport.